Molecule: messenger RNA, 2213 nt
Organism: Stegodyphus dumicola
Lineage: Eukaryota; Metazoa; Arthropoda; Arachnida; Araneae; Eresidae
Product: putative E3 ubiquitin-protein ligase HECTD2
Biological process (GO): protein polyubiquitination
Molecular function (GO): ubiquitin protein ligase activity
Source: RefSeq, a predicted model, not a curated record
AUGAGGCCUACUAUACUUCUAAGGUAUCUCAUGGAACAAAUGAAGCAAAUAUGGGAAGAUUUAGAGGAAGCUAAAGUUACAGGCGAUUACACCAGGCUACAAGAAUAUUAUGAAUCAACGUUCGGAUCAUUACUUGACAUAUGUGCCACUUUCAAGAUCAAUCCCGAUUCUGAAGGAGCGAAAGCUGAUGAUCCAGAACUCAGAAUGGACCUACUAUACGAAACCUAUGACAGUCUGAACGAAGUGCCUUCUUAUAUUAGCAAAGCAGCUCUGAAAGCUACCAUUGGAGCAGUCCUUGCAACAAAUAUCAGGUUGAAACCGAAAGAUGAAACGAAAGCUCUCUUUGCCUUAUUGCAAAAUCCGUUAUUCAGCAAUCAGGCUUCUUAUACCGUUUUUGCUCAUCUUUUUCGAAGAAUAGUAGGACUCAGUAGUGGAGAUCAUCAACUUCUGAUAAACUGGUUUUCUAGGCUGGAAGCGGAAAGAUUACGACAGCUAGUUAAAAGGAUUCUUCAGUUUAUAACUAUUCGUGAAUUUCCGCCAGCUAACGGCCACAAACUUCCAUCUAUGAGUAAGAGUCGUUGGUGGAUACCAUGUGCAACGAGGAUUUUAGCCCUCAUAAAUACAGCGAAUAGUCGAAACAAUCCGAAUAUCAUUCCUUACACUGAAUUCUAUAACAGUGCUCUGGACCACGUUAAUCUGAUGGCUGAAUAUUAUCGAUGGCAAAACCCGAAUAAGCACCACAAAUUUUCCUAUUGUCAGUAUCCAUUCAUUUUAAGCAUAGUGGCCAAAAAGAUGAUAUUACAAAGGGACUCAGAACAGCAAAUGAUUCUCAAUGCAAGAAGGAGUCUGAUGAGCAGAGCAUUACACCAACAGGCUCCGGAUAUUGAUGUAUUCUUCUUGAACCUCAAUGUUAGACGAUCUCAUCUUGUAUCAGAUUCCUUAAAUGAGAUCGCAAGAAAGCAGUCAGAUUUAAAGAAAAAACUGAAAGUGACAUUCGUAGGUGAGCCGGGUCUUGAUAUGGGAGGCUUAACAAAAGAAUGGUUCCUACUUCUGAUCAAACAAAUUUUUGAUCCAGAUUACGGUAUGUUUGUUUACCAUAACAAAUCCAGAUGUUACUGGUUCAGCACAUCUCAGUCUGGAAAUCUCAGGGAAUAUAACCUUAUUGGAGUACUCAUGGGUCUUGCUGUUUAUAAUUCCAUAAUUCUAGACCUCCACUUUCCUACAGCAUGCUACAAGAAAUUGCUCAGUCCCCCCGUUGUUCCUCAGAAUCUGCAACAUGCGAAUGUAGGAGUCUGGAAGUUUGGAAUUGAUGACUUGGCGGAAGUUAUGCCGGAUGUAGCCAUAGGACUUCGUGAAUUACUGACCUAUGAAGGAAAUGUAGAGGAAGAUUUCUGCAUGACAUUUCAGGUAUCUGUGGAAGAAUUUGGUGCAGUGAAAACUCACGUGCUUAAAACUGACGGAGAAAAUAUUCCAGUUACAAAUGAUAACAGGCAUGAAUAUGUGCACUUAUAUACUGAACUCAUAUUGAACAAAGCCAUAUACCAACCUUUUAAGGCGUUUUAUCUAGGCUUCCACAGUGUCUGCGCAUCCAAUGCAUUAAUCAUGUUAAGACCAGAAGAAGUGGAAAUGUUAGUUUGUGGAUGUCCAACUUUAGAUAUGGAUGAGCUACGCAAAGUUACAGUUUAUGAUGGUUUCCACGAAGAAGAACCGAUUAUAAAGUAAGUAUAAUUGUUUUUAAGUUAUAUGACAACAUUUGGUCCUAUAAUGGUCGCCCAAAUUGUAUCGAUCAAACUUCCAACAGGUUUCAGACUUGUCUCUUGAUGUGUGACUUUAGUAAAUAUGUACACAGAAUGGUAUCUGUCAGCAGCGAACCAAAUUUUAUCAACUAGGUAGGUCGGAAAAUUUUCAUCCUUCAAUUAAUAUCACCAUUUUCCAUCCAAAGUUUUGGCACUGAGAGGUAAACAAAGAAAAUAAAUGGGGAAUUUUAGAUUGAGGAAAUGUGUACUUUUAAAUCAGAGCAGGUCCUAACACUAGGUCUAUGAGAUACUCCGGAACCAAGGCGGUCGUAAAUAGAAACAAGCAGUACGUAAAUGAGAAGCUCAUUAAAACGUGAAAGCACGGUAAGUUAAAUUUCCCCCAAACACUCUAACUAUGUCAUAAUGUCACAGAUUUUCAGGUAAAUAUGUGCUGAACUAAAAAAAAAAAAAAAAAAA